Lytechinus pictus (painted urchin) is the source of this 663-nucleotide messenger RNA. RefSeq lists its product as uncharacterized. The transcript is spliced from 3 exons. Lineage: Eukaryota; Metazoa; Echinodermata; Echinoidea; Temnopleuroida; Toxopneustidae. Bases 53 to 637 code for a protein of 194 amino acids. The record is from RefSeq and is a predicted model, not a curated record.
CUGCAAAACGCCAUCAUCCUCAACGGCGAAUGCGACAUGUGCAACAACUACAAUGACAUGCUACGUGCAAAGUGAGAUAAUUCCAGGUACGAGUGUGUUCGGCAGAGGUCGUAUCAGAUACUCUCGCGGAUGCAUGGAAGAGGACGUUUGCCAAGCAAACGACUGUCGGAAAACCCCUGAGAAUUGCAUUAGUUGCUGCGAUGGUGACUUAUGCAACGCUGCCACGUUAAAGAACCACCUUGUAGAUAAUAUGCUAACCCGACCAUGUUACCGUUGCCAAUAUUCGGACAUACGAGGAACCCGGAGUGACGCUCAUUGCGGACCAAGUGACUUUGAUGCAUCUGCCUCGGACUCUCAGGUAUACGGUAUCGACUGCCCGGGUUUAUGCUACAUCGCUAGACUCCAAUACGAGCAUGCUGUUGAAAUCUUUCGAGGUUGCCAGUACCAUGGUAGGUACUGUACCUAUGACAGACAAGCAGUCGACGGCGUACCUGCAAAUGAAUUGGUUGAUUAUCGUACUGGACGUCACUUUGAGCUCUCAUGUUGUGUUGACGACAAUUGUAACACCGCUACUGCCCUCUCCGUUGGAUUAGUGACAAUCCUUUUCUCAGCUACCCUCGGUGUGUUUGUCAUCUAAAUCAAGUCGCCGUCGCCGGAUGUAUA